This is a messenger RNA of Rotaria sordida, 657 nucleotides long. The record is from the annotation of a GenBank genome assembly. NCBI's taxonomy places the organism in Eukaryota, Metazoa, Rotifera, Eurotatoria, Philodinida, Philodinidae.
AUGGAUUUACCAUAUCAUAAUUCAUAUCACUAUAAUCAUGAAUGGCCAAUGUCUUCAACAUCUGAUCGUUGUCCAUUAUAUACAUCACAAAAUCAUUCAACAACUUGUUAUAAUAUAAAUACUUCUUGUCCUCCUCCUACUCAUUCUUCAUCAUCUUCAUAUUAUGAUUAUUAUACUCCAUCAAAUUGUUGUCCAUCAACAUCUAAUACUUAUUCAACUCAUUAUAAUACUUAUUCAUCAUUUAAUCAACAUAAUACAAAUCAAAUUGGUCCUUCAUCUCAUACAAAUAGUAUUUCAACUACAUCUGAAUUGACAAAAACAAAUAAUGAAAAAAUAUCGACUAGUAUAAUUUAUCCUUGGAUGAAAAAAUUACAUGUUAAAAAUCUUGUUCAAAAUACUGAUGGUACAGAAACAUAUAAACGUAUUCGUACAGCAUAUACACGUAGUCAAAUUCUUGAACUUGAAAAAGAAUUUCAUUUUAAAAAAUAUUUAAAUCGUCGACGACGUAUUGAAAUAGCACGAACAUUAAUGUUAACAGAACGACAAGUUAAAAUUUGGUUUCAAAAUCGACGUAUGAAAUGGAAGAAAGAUCAUAAUUUACCAAAUACAAAAUCAAAAUUAAUUGAAACAGCAAUAAAACAAGAACUUAAUGAUUAA